This is a messenger RNA of Lotus japonicus, 5776 nucleotides long. RefSeq lists its product as uncharacterized. NCBI's taxonomy places the organism in Eukaryota, Viridiplantae, Streptophyta, Magnoliopsida, Fabales, Fabaceae. Bases 258 to 5330 code for a protein of 1690 amino acids. Gene Ontology annotation, molecular function: ADP binding. The record is from RefSeq and is a predicted model, not a curated record. The transcript has 11 exons.
UUCCUCAUUCUCCCACUACCUUGCUUUAUUCUCUGCGUACAUAUUACUUGCUUCCUUCAUAACACAUACCUCACCUGAUCUAUUCAUAUUAUGUAGAAAUUAUUCCUUUCUUUAUAUAUCCAAUGGAUGAAUAAAUUAUUAAAUUAUAUUUAUCACAUCUCCACCAUACUUCAUUCAUCCUACCUCCAACCAGACAUCAUUUAGCAACAGUAUUCCAUCUAAAGAAGAGGUGAAUUAAGCUGCACUUUGAAAAGUAAAUGAUGGACUGGCUUUCGUGCUUCGCGUCUGCGUUUGGAAAAGAUUUGGUGUGUGGAGCAGUAGAUGAAUUAUGUUAUCCUUGCUGCUUCAACAACUUUGUGGAGGACCUUCAACAUAAAGAAAACAAAUUGAUCACAACAAUAAAUAGUGUAGACGACCGUGCUAAACAUGCUAAGAAGCAAGCAAUGAAAACAGCUGAAGUUUUGGAUAAGUGGCUGGAGGAAGCCAACCCUCUCAAAGAGGAGGUGGAGGGUCUACUGAAAGAAGCAAGAACAAGCAAGAGCAGCAAAUGUCUUUGUUACUGUCCAAAUUGGCUCUGGCGAUACCGUUUGGGCAAGAAGUUAGCAAACAAAAAAGAUGACAUUGAAAAAUGUAAUGAUGAAGGGAGAAAGUACAUACAACUUGAACGUGUUGCAACACUUACAAGCAUGCCAUCUUUUUCUGGAGACAAAUAUUUGAAAUUUAAUAGUAGAAAACUUGCUUAUCAGCAACUUAUGGAGGCAGUGGAAAAUGAUGAGGUUUCCAUGAUUGGAUUGUAUGGUAUGGGGGGUUGUGGUAAAACCACGCUGGCAAUGGAACUCAUGAACACAAAACAACAUAUGUUUGACAAAGUGCUUUUUGUCACUAUAUCCAACUCCAACACAUUAGAUAUUCGGACGAUUCAGGAUAAAAUUGCAAGCCCGUUGCAGUAUACAUUUCCUGAAAAUGGAGAAAUGGAGAGAGCCCAGCGCUUACGCACAAGGUUAAUCCAAGAAAAUAAGAUUCUCUUGAUUCUAGAUGAUGUGUGGCAAUUUCUAGAUUUUGACACCAUAGGGAUUCCCACCAGUACAACUCAUAAAGGCUGCAAGGUUUUGAUUACUACUCGGUUAGAAGCAGUUUGUACGUCGAUGGAUUGUCAAAGAAAGAUUUCACUGUCAAUCUUAAAGAAUGAUGAAGCAUGGGUUCUUUUCCGAAAGCAAGCAUGCUUGUCUGAAGUCACCUCUGAUACCUUAAAGCGUUUGGCAAGGCUAAUUUCAGAUGAAUGUAAAGGACUACCUGUUGCUAUUGCAGCUGUGGCCAGCACUUUGAAAGGCAAGUCUGAAGUGGAAUGGAAGGUUGCAUUGGAUAGCUUGCGAAAUUCGAAGCCAGUGAAUGUUGAAAAAGGUCUUCAAAAUCCUUACAAGUGCUUGCAGUUGAGUUAUGAUAAUUUGGAUACUGAAGAAGCCAAGGCGCUUUUCUUGUUGAGCUCUGUGUACCCUGAAGACUAUGAAAUUUCAGUAGAACAAUUAACUAGAUGUGCAAUAGGGCUAGGCCUUGGUGGAGAAAUUCACUCAUAUGAAGGGGCAAGGAAUGAAGUCAGUGCAACUAUAAACAAGCUCAUAAGUUCUUGUUUAUUGUUAGAUGGACAAGAUCAUGUCAAGAUGCAUGACUUGGUUCGUGAUGUAGCCCACUGGAUUGCAAAUGAUCACUAUUCACCAAGAUACCUAUGGACUGAGAAUGUUCCAUAUGAAUUGGAUUUUUCCAAUCUUGAAUAUCUAUGGCUAAGAACAGAAUUGGAAAUAUCAGGUGAAAUUUACAAAAGGAUGAGGAAGCUUAGAGUUUUGCUUCUUCUCAAUCCCACUGGAAGAAAUCCAUUGUCGACAAUGGCAUUCAAAUCGUUGACCAAACUUCGAUAUCUAUUCCUCUCUUGGUGGGAAUUAAGUGACUUUUCGUUUUUAGGAGAUAUGAAGGAACUUGAAACUCUUGAAUUAUUUGGUUGUUCAUUCAUUGAAUUACCCAAUGAUGUUGAAGUUACACAACUGAAGAACUUGAGAUUGUUAGCUUUAGCAGAAUGUCGCAUAAAAAAGAAUAAUUUUGAGGCUAUUGCAAGACUCCAAUUGUUGGAAGAAUUGUACGUUGGUGAUUGGUCAUCAACAUGGGAUCACUACAAUGAAAAUGUUGCUGAACUCUUUAACAAGUGUAGUGUGGUCCAAGGGCUGAAAAGGUAUGUGAUACAAGGAAAUGACAUCCCAUAUCCUAUUUUCGAAUUUGAGCCGCUAAGGUACAUUCCUUAUCAGAAAAUUUUGGUGCUUGGUUAUUUUCAUACAUCAUAUGCAGCAGCAAAGGUUUUGGCCGAAAGAGCAGAGUAUUUGACUUUAAAACAGAUUGAGGGAGGCGCGAAAAAUUUUAUGCCUGACAUAAUUCAAUUAGGAGGAGGAGGAGGAGGAGGAGGAGGAAGUAUGAAUGAGUUGAAGUAUGUUAAGAUAAGAAACUCCAAGGAGAUAAAGUACUUAAUUGACACUAGCAAUCAUUUGAGCGAGGUUGGAAAUCUCUUCCCUGAAUUGCUUGUUCUGAAAAUUUAUGAUAUGGAUCACUUAAUAACUCUAUGCCACGGUCAUUUACCUUCGAGCGACCCUUUCCAGAAAUUAGAAGAGCUGCACUUAAUUAACUGCCCAGAGGUUACAUAUCUUUUCACAACUGUAGUAGCUCGAAGUCUAGCAGAGCUGAAAACUUUGUGGAUAGAAGAAUGCCAUGGUUUGAAGCAUAUAUUAGUAGAGGAUGACACAGAGGAUAUAAGUCCAUAUGAUAAUAGUUUGGUGUUCUCAAAAUUAGAGUUCCUCAGGGUCUAUAAAUGUGGAAAGAUAGAAUAUAUAAUCCCGGUCACUGUUGCCCAAGGCCUUGUACAGUUAGAGACUUUGCAUAUUUUGAAAAAUGAUGCAUUAAAAUAUGUAUUUGGAAGAAACUCACUUGGACCUCAGAGUGGAAAUGAACUCGAUAUCGAGAUUCCUGCUUUGAAUUUUCUUUGGCUUGAAGACUUGCCACAAGCAAUUAGCAUUUUCCCAGACAAUUGUUAUCCAAGGUUGCCAUCUCUGCAAAAGUUCUGUUUGAUAAGCUGUCCAGAAUUUGCCACAAAGUCUAUCAGAACUUGCAGGAAGAUAGAAAAUUGGUACGAUCACGAAGAAAAAAAGGACUUGGAAAAUCUACCUCAGUUGACAUAUAUUUGCAUGUCUUUCAAAGACCCUUCUAAAUUCAAAAAACUUGCAUUUUUAAACAUAACAGGAUGUGAAAAAGUAGAUGUAAUUUUUCAUGCGCGUGUUUCAAGAUGCCUAUGUGAGUUGAAGAUUUUAGUUAUAAGAGAAUGCAAAGAAUUGAAGCAGAUUGUUGAGGAGGAAGUGGAGAAUGACAAAUUAUCAAAUCUUCCUUCUCAACAGCCACAACCAUGCUUCCCAAAGCUAGAAUUACUCUUCGUCGAAGAAUGCCACAAAUUGAAACGUUUCAUCUCUUUCUCUAGAUGUAAUGAUCUUCCCAACCUAGUUGCUCUGAUCAUAAGUAGAGCCUCAAAGCUAGAAGAACUAAUAGGAUGUGAACAAGGAAAUGGUGGUUAUGAGAUAGGAGAAAAGAAAGUUGAGCUUCCAAAACUGAAAUAUGUAAUGUUCAGGCAGCUGCCAAAACUCUGCCAAUUGAUUGAAUCACAGAUUGUAAGGCAUUGUACUGUUAUCAAUUGCCCAAAACUCUCUUUGACUUCAACUGCCACUUUUCAGGAGUUCAAGGAAGAAAUCUUAAAGGACGACGUUUCGCAAAUUAGUGGGAUUGAAAGUUGGGAGCUACGUGACAUAAUAAAUUCAGUGAUAAGGGGUGAAAAUUCUAUUGAGCAAGCUCAAGCAGCCUCAGGGAGUGAGUUAGCUUCUUCACAGAUUAAUGAAGAAUCAAAGAAGGAAUUUAUUGAGGAAGUUUCUAGUUCAGAGAAGAAGGAUCCCAUGCCAAAAACCAGUUCAACACUUGGUAAAACAGUAAGUGAAGACAACCAAAUUCAAAGCGAAUCAACUGCACCUGAAUCAUCCAAGUUCGUAGAAUCAGAAAAGAGAAAGCAAAGCGAUACCACACUUAAAAUUGUUGAAGCUGAAAUUGCACCCAUUUCUUCACCCAACUUGAUAGAUAGUAUUGAGGAAACCAAGAGAGCCAAUACGGGAAAGGAUCCAGCAUUAGACAAACCAGCCAUACCAAGUUCUGGUUCAGAACUAAGAGGGCCAUCUCCAACAUCAUUAACAACUCCUCUACAUAAAGUACCUCUGCAUUUGGUGGAUCAAGAGCAAACCAGCUUACAAGGUGUUCUAGAAAAACAAGUCACCCUUGGAGAAACAAUUAGCAUUGAGGACAUAGGAAAAGAAACAGUUCAAGAGGGGAAUGCAUCAAAUGAAACUAGGAUGAAAACUUUGUCCACUGGUGUAGAAGGCAUUGGAGAGGGAUCAAACAUGAUGAAUAAAGAAGGUAUGAUAGGUGUUGUUUCUAAUGACAGCAUUGAGGUUCCUACAGGAGCAUGCACGAACUUUGCUGGUAUGGAUGAUGCACAAGUUGCUAUAAAUAAUGCUCAACUUAAGUCAUGUCCAUAUAGCGGAAUAAACCUCAGGCAGACUGAGACAGAUAUAGACAUAGAAAGUGCAGACCAUCCUAUAAAUAUUGACGACUUGUGUGUUUCUGAACUAGCUUCCGAGCAUUCUUCCACCAAAGAUAACUUAGUAGCAAAGACAGUUGUUGACCUGGAAGAGUCUCUAAAUAUGCCUCUGAAGGACAUAGCUAGGUCCGAGGCUAACUGCAUUCGCCUUCUGACAGCUCUUAAGUUCUUGUCCCACCUUUCUUUAAAAGAUGCAGCUCUGCCAGAUGGACUUAAAACUAUAAUAGACUCUAUGCAUAAAGAACUUCCAAGCAUUCUAUGUUCCUUCAAGCAAGCCUUUGUUACCAUUGAAAAAUUUGCAGUGAUUGGAGCUCAUCAGAAUGAGGCUGCCAAUAAUCUUGUUUCCAAAAUUUCUAAGGUAAAGGAUUUUUUGGAUGAAGCUCAACAGAAGGAAGCAGUAUUGAAGGGAGAGAUUAUUCGGUUGAAGAAAGAAAUGAAUGAUCGUGAGGCUGACCUAUCAUCUCUGCAGGAGGAAAAGAAGAAGUGCAUUCAAGAAAGUAUAGGUUACAAAAGGGAUUUUGGGAAUGUGAGCAAAGACAUAUCUCAAAUGGUGGAAGAUCAAAGAAAAGCUCGGCAAGAAUUAUUUGCGGUGGAUUAUAAAUGGUCGGCUCUAUGUAGCCAAUUUCACCACAACCGCAUUGUUAAUAGAAAUCACUCUUAAAGGAUAUUUCUUGGUUGUUAUUUUUCUAAAUUCAUUAAGUUUUAGAGGCUAUCAUAUUAGUAAUUAUUUACUCAACUAUUAUGCAGAUUAAUUCUUUGCAAAUAAUAGAAGACACAUACCAACUAUGUUGUCCACUCCUUCGUUUCUAGUCCAUAGUCCAUACAUUGGUUAAUGCAAAAUAUGGAACUGAACGUGUAGCUUCCUGUAUGUAUGUGUGCCACUGUUUAUCAACAUAAACAGGAACUAUUGAAUUUUUUUGUUAUAACUAUUGUAUGGUUUGGGGUUACACUUGUAGAGUGAGCCUUCUCCCUCUGUUUACUAACAUAAAUGAAAAAUGGCUCUGAUAUAUAUUAUUUGUUCAUUGAUUAACAUCAAAUUUCCAAUAUUUUUUUAACACACAACACUUCAUAUUCAUUCAUGAAGUGAUAGUGAUAUUGAUUAUGAGU